Ictalurus punctatus (channel catfish) is the source of this 1718-nucleotide messenger RNA. RefSeq names its product spartin a (gene sparta). The record is from RefSeq and is a predicted model, not a curated record. Lineage: Eukaryota; Metazoa; Chordata; Actinopteri; Siluriformes; Ictaluridae. The transcript is spliced from 7 exons. The coding region runs from base 6 to 1421 and encodes 471 amino acids. Gene Ontology annotation, cellular component: plasma membrane. Gene Ontology annotation, biological process: cell division; negative regulation of BMP signaling pathway.
UUCCAAUGAACAUGAAUAUAAUGCUGAGCAACAUCACCACUCGGCUCACUGUGCUAGAGUCUGCUUUAGCCACAGGACCCUCUGCUACCAAGAAUCGCUAUCCAGUCCUGAUGCAAUCAGCAGGGACAGCCAGCUCCCAUACUGACAGAGCGCUUGCUUCAACACCUUUAGGUGGAGUUCCCUGUCUGCCACACUCACCUGCCAUGGCGUCUGAUGUGCCCUGGGAUCUGCCACCAGCCUACACCCCACAAUCCACAGAUGGGCAUGUUUCUGUUUCACAGAGCAAGGGGAUGACCCGUACUUCACUACCAACACCACAGCUGGUUUCCCAAAAUCAAGACGUUCUCUUUUUCUUGCCCCAUGGGGUGCAGAUAUUCUUUCUUGCACCAGAUGGGCAAGUCAGUGUACCAUCAUAUCCAGGGUACCUGCGCAUCACCCUGAACAGCAGCCAGCAUUAUGAUAGUGAUGAUACCAAAGACAACACACAUCGUCUAGCUUACCUGCAGGUGUGUGAUUGGUACUACCCUCUGUUUCCAGACCUGCCAGUCCUGCUUAGCGACUCCGGUGUGUUCACAUUCCCUGAUACCAUGGCAGCAGAGCCUGGGUCCUAUGUUGGGGUUGUGUUGUCCUCAGAGCUGCCUGCAGUGGAAAGAACUCUUUUUCAAGAGCACCUGUCUUUAUUUACACAGCUCAGAGUUCAGUCUGCAGAGGAUAAUGGCACAGAUGAAGUUACAGGCAGAAACAUUAACCUGAAUACAAAGACUCUCAUCAAUCCUUCAGAGGACAUAGCUUUGGGAAAGGAGGAGAAGAUUUUACCUGGAUGGAGUGAGAUGUCACAGUGCAUCACAUCAGGGUCUUCAUUGCUCAGUUGGGGCCUUGUGAAGGGAGGAGAGGCCACAGGUAAAGCUAUCCAAAAUGGAGCAGUCAAGCUACGCAAACACAUCACACCAGAUGAGACGCCAGCUAGGGUCAGUCCCAGAGUCACCACAGGCCUGCGAGUAGCCCAGCAGGCUACAGGGGGAGCUGUCAAAGUCAGCCGGUUUCUGGUUAAUGGCCUUUCAACUGUGGUUGGAUUUGUUGGGAAGGAAAUAACACCACAUGUCAAGAAGCAUGGCAGCAAACUGAUCCCAGAAUCCUUAAGAAGUAAUAACAAUGCCUGCACCAAAAUGAGUGGAGCAAAAAUGGUGGCUAUUAGUAGUGUAAAAGGUCUCUCAACCAUGUGGUCAGGUCUGGAGACAGCAGCAAAGACAAUUGGUAAAAGUGCAAGCUCUGAGAUGGUCCUGACUGUCAAGCACAAAUAUGGCAAACAAGCCAGCCAGGCUGCAGACUCUGCUAUCCUGUCAGUAACCAACGUAGGAGUCACAGCCUUCAACAUGGACAAUCUAGGCACCAAGGCUGUACUGAAGUGUGCAAGCAAGUAAAUGUAAAAAGCCUCAACUGCAGAAGAUCAAACCAUGAAUGCAGAGACCAGAGCUAAGGGAAAGAUGUGUGAGGGAAAAAAUAAAGCUUAUGCUCCCUGUCCAUCUGGAAGCAUUCAAGCAAAGUUAAAACAAUAUAUUUGUAUCACGUAUACAGAUGAAUUUAGUACUCUGCUUAAAAUUACUCCUGUUACUUUAAAAAUGCCUCCUUUGUAACUUUUUUUUGGUAAAUCUUAGUACCGUCAUUGAAUGUUGAAUGAAGUUUAAAAAGAUCAUAUAAAAUUGUAUUUCUUCUCUCUA